Molecule: messenger RNA, 2275 nt
Organism: Sphaerulina musiva SO2202
Lineage: Eukaryota; Fungi; Ascomycota; Dothideomycetes; Mycosphaerellales; Mycosphaerellaceae
Product: cytochrome P450
Exons: 2
Coding region: 185-1717 (510 amino acids)
Molecular function (GO): iron ion binding; monooxygenase activity; oxidoreductase activity, acting on paired donors, with incorporation or reduction of molecular oxygen
Source: RefSeq, a predicted model, not a curated record
AGCGAACGCAUCGGGACGGCGAUCUCUGCUUCUUUGUCGAAGUUCUGAAAGGGAUUCCAUCAUUAAAUUGCUGCUUUGUGAUGCUGGCAUUCUUUGUGUGGCGCUGCCCAUGAUGGGUCGAGAAGACUGGUCUGCAUUACUCUCUCCGCCUUUCUCAUAUCAAUUUGCACUCUGAUUAUCUGCCAUGGACAUCUCGAGCUUAUCUUUUCUCAUAUACGCAUUCGCCGGCGGAGUCGUCGGUGCGCUUAUACUCUAUGGUCUAUGGAACAAGAAUUUUCUACGGCGCAGUGGACGUCACAGGAGGCGUAACUUACUCGGAGCCCCUGUUGCAGGUGGAAUGAGCCUUCUUCUAGAGGGUAUCAAAGCGCUCAAAGCUCAUCGAGUGCUGGAGCUUUCGAACAGGCGAUUCCAGGAAAUGGGCGUCUCGACGAUUCACAUGGUUUUCCCCGGUGGUGAUUUUCACAUCACAUGUCAGCCUGAAAACGUCAAGACGAUGCUGUCGACAGAUUUCAAGAGGUGGGGACUGGAAUCUACCAGGAAGAGCACCUUCAAAUUUGCCAUAGGCGAGGGCAUUUUCAUCGCGGAAGGAGCUAGAUGGCAGCACUCACGAGCCUUACUCCGACCAAUGUUCGCACGAUCCCACAUAUCAGACUUCGACAUAUUCGAUUCUCAAGCUUCGCAUCUCAUUGAUGCCAUCUUACGCAACGAUGGCAAGGUAGACCUCAAAGACCUCUUCUUCCGCCUCACUCUUGACACGUCACUAGAGUUCCUGCUAGGCGACUCCACCGCAUCACUAGCGGUCGACACCGAUACCAACGAGAGUCUGAACUUAGCACUCCAUAGAGUUGAGCAUCAUAUUGGCAGUGGUGGCGGCGAUGCGGGAAUCUUCGGAUGGAUGUUCCCAGCCCAUCGUCGUUUCGUCAAAGACGUCAGAAUUAUUCAUGCAUUCGUGGACAAAUUCAUCAUGAAACGGCUAGCUCAUCGCCCUCAACUACUACAAACAAAGAGCGAAGAGAGCUCCCGGCUCAUCUUUCUUGACGAGUUAGUCAAGCAGACUGGAGACAAGGUGCGCAUACGGGACGAGAUACUCAGUGUCCUUUUUGCCGGGCGGGACACCACAGCCUCUCUUCUCACAAACAUUUGGUUCGUUCUAUCCAAAAGACCUGAUAUCUGGGCGAAACUUCAGGCAGAGAUAUCGAUUCUGCUCCCAGACGGGCAAAAACCGACAUUCGAACAGCUGAAAAGCUUGAAAUACUUAAGAGCAAUCUUGAAUGAGUCUCUGCGCCUGCAUCCUGUUGUUCCUGGCAACGUCAGACAAGCAAUAGAAAAUACCACGCUCCCUUCAGGAGGCGGGCCAUCUGGUGAUGGACCGAUAUUCAUUCCCAAAGGAGGAGUGGUAAUGUGGGACGCAUACGCUAUGCAACGGCGUCUCGAUUUGUAUGGAUCCACGGCAUGCGACUUCAUCCCAGAAAGAUGGUUGGAUACAACACAAGCUAAGGGACUACGUGUGAGCUGGGAAUCAAUUCCAUUUGGAGGUGGACCAAGGAUCUGUCUUGGCCAACAGUUCGCCAUUAAUCAUGCGAGCUACACGAUUGUCAGAAUGUGCCAGACAUUCAGCAGCAUCGCGAGCUUUGAUCCGAAUGAUGAAUGGCAGGAGAACAUAACUCUUGGCAUUUGCACCAACCUUGGAGGCGCAAAGGUGAUGCUAAGAAAAUGAUAUUUGUCAGAGGGAAGUUGCAAAGCAACCCUGUCGUAUUAUGUUACUUCAGUGCAGAACUCCAGCUUUGGGAUAGAAUAAAUUUUGAACUCCCGUCUCCUCCCGUCUCCUGCCCCCCUUAUCCUUCCUCUUCUUCUGAUAAUGAUGCUGAAAUGGCAACGCCAUCCUCCCUUCAAAAACAAACUCAAUCUCAACAAGAAAAUUCAACUACACAACACACCACAGCAGCCUCUUCAACCCUUCUCCCAAUUUCCAGAAACACAAACCACUCAGUCCAGUUUGCUUCAACAAAAAGAACGAUAGAACAAGUCUUCGAGUUGUUUUUUCCCUCCCCUUGUCAAGGAAAGAAGAGAGAAAGACAAGAUGACAAGUAAAGAGAAGAGAAAACCCGAAUCUUCUUCCUGAUGAUGAUGAUGGAGAAAUCCGCAUUGAAAUCCCAAUCCGGAAAAGAGGAAGAAAAAAGAAGAAUGUUCUUUGUCUUUUUCCUAUAUGGCCGGAUUAGGUCGUACCUGACUUCUGCUUCUUCUUUCUUUGUUCAUGACUUAAUGAUGAUGGGAU